This is a messenger RNA of Adineta steineri, 579 nucleotides long. The record is from the annotation of a GenBank genome assembly. Lineage: Eukaryota; Metazoa; Rotifera; Eurotatoria; Adinetida; Adinetidae.
AUGGUUGAACAAUUGAAAUUUAUUGUUGAACAAUUAAAACGACCACCUUUCAAUCGAAAGGAUUACAAUAUUCUUACGUUUGAUAAUUUAACAAAUAAUCAAUUAUUACAGGUUUUAACUGAUGUCUUUGCUGUUGUUGAUCCAUAUGAUCCAUCGCAUAAAAUCGAUAUUCGUGAUGAAGAACCGGAUAAAACUGCUACUCGACAUAUGAAUACAUUAAAAAUGCUUGGUUAUCGUCCGAAGCUUGAAACGGAUGUCAAUACAUUUCGACAGAAUUUAGUCAGUGGUGAUAAAAGUGUUGUUUUUCCUAUUUUACAAUGGUUACUUGAAAAAAUACCUGAACAUAAAGAACGUGCUUAUCUAGGCAGGUAUUUAUCGAGAAUAGACGUGCCAAGUGAAUUUUUAAGUGAUCCAGAAAUUGCUGAACAACAUGAACGAUCUGAUGAAUUAAUGGAAGAAUUUAAAGAAGUACAUCGUGAAUAUAAAGAAUUAACAUCAACACCACAUACAAUCGAAGAUCUUCGACGUGAUAUAAAACAACUUGAAGAUGAAAAAGAAACAUUACAAAAAACGACUUGA